Messenger RNA from Sinocyclocheilus rhinocerous, 444 nucleotides. Its product is annotated as tetraspanin-31-like. The record is from RefSeq and is a predicted model, not a curated record. The transcript is spliced from 3 exons. Lineage: Eukaryota; Metazoa; Chordata; Actinopteri; Cypriniformes; Cyprinidae. The annotation marks the transcript as partial.
UUUUUUUUUGUAUUGUAGUUUAAUGCCCAUAAAACUGCAAGUCUAAAUUUUCCCAUCUGAAUGUUGUGAAGUCCUUGACCACAACUGCUUUUCCACAGUACAUGGUCAUUCUCUUCAUUGUGUUCCUCUUCCAGUUUGGAGUUUCCUGUUCUUGUCUGGCCAUGAACCAGGGUCAACAGGAGAAGCUGCUAGGCUCAUCCUGGGGACUAAUGAGUAAAGACACAAGAAUCAGCCUUGAGAAGAAGCUGGACUGCUGUGGCCUGUUCAACAAUACACAGAACCAGGGAGUGUUUAUGUCUGACUUACACUUCUGUGAUGCUCCAUGUGUAAAAAAGAGCCCCUGCCUCACUUGCGGUGAAAAGAUGCUCCAACAUUCAUCAGAAGCUUUGAAGAUCCUUGGAGGAGUCGGCCUCUUUUUCAGCUUUACAGAGGUUAGUUCAGGUG